Durusdinium trenchii is the source of this 1236-nucleotide messenger RNA. Lineage: Eukaryota; Dinophyceae; Suessiales; Symbiodiniaceae. The record is from the annotation of a GenBank genome assembly.
AUGAAGCAGGUGCUUGCUGCUGCCGCUGUGGUGUUCUCUUCUCAGCCUGUUCUCGCACUGAAGGUGCCAGCCAGCCUUGUUGAUGAAGGUGAAGGUGAUUGUUUUGCUCAUGCCUGCGGUACGGGCUACAUUCCUAAGUUCAACCAUCACACUCUGAAGGGCGACUCAGACAUGGAGUGCUGCCAACAGACUUGCGAGUUGUUCACAUGCACUGGGAACUUCGUGGCAAAUCAAGCUUACAAGCGCAACGUUGGCAAAACCAACGAGCAGUGCUGUGACCAGACCUGUGCCGCAGUUAAAUGCCCAGUGGGAAAGAAGGUGCCGAUCGAUCUCAGAGAAUCUGCGGGCAAGACUGCCGAGGAAUGCUGCAAAGAUACCUGCAAAGAUGUGCAAUGUGCACCAUUCACUGUGCCUAUAGGGGCAAACAAGAAUGAAGUAUACCCCGACGGAGAUGCUCAGAGCUUUUGCUGUGAGCCAACCUGUCAAGCCUACACAUGUGAUAUCAUGAAGGGUCUCACCUUGGACAUCGCCAAAGCGCACCUGACACGUGUAAGUGAUGAGACCUGCUGCACUGCAACCUGCUCAAGUGUUGUUUGCCCUACAGGGUAUAAGACCCACCCUGCAAAGGUGAACAUGGAUGCCAGGAAAACAGAGUGCUGUGAGCCGCUUUGCAGCUCUCAUGUGUGCGGUGCCGGCUGGGUGACUGACAUUUCCAAGGCUGCUGCUGUGGGAAACACCGACGAGGUUUGCUGCCACCGGACCUGUGAGAUCUUUCAGUGUUCGGCGGGUUGGGCCAAAAACCCCGCGGCCAGCACAAAUAUUGGUGUUGAUGACUUAACCUGCUGCCUGCCCGAGUGUAUCCAGUACCAGCCAAAAUGCACCGGGGACUUUGCCCCCAACCCUGAUGCAAAUAAGACGGUGGGACAAACUGCAGAUGUUUGCUGCAAAAAGUCCUGCUCUUUGUACCCAUGCUCCACGGGCACCGUGAAUAUUCCCGAUGCAAAGAGUGUUGUGGCCGCGACGGAUGAUGCUUGCUGUGAAGACUUCAGGUGCCCUACCUUCCGCAAGAAGACUGAGGUGAAGGAUGGCUGCAAUCAGCUCAGCAAGGACGCGUGCGAGAAGAACUAUGUGAAGCUGAAGAACACUCAUACCAACAAGACUGACACCUUGGCAUGUAAGUGGACUAUGGGCUUUUGCCAGGUUCAUGACCUUGAGCCAAUCAGCUGCGCAGAAUAG